UGCUCCGGCCCCUUGCCCCCAGCGGGACCCCGGCCCCCAGCCCCAGAGCCCACUGAGGAUGGGUGACACACAAUGGGGUGCUGCACAAUGGCAGAGUACUCCCAGGGGUGACCCCGCAUGCAGAAGUGUUUGCACAGAGCAGGGAACAGGGCCGGACUUUGGCCCCCAGCCCCAGCACCGUCUAUGUGGGGGCAUCCCUGGAGGUGCCGGGUUCCAGCAGGUUUGCUCCUGCCACUGUUUGCUGGGUUGCUUCAGAGCAAAUAUUUCAAAGCCCGGGGUCAGCAGUCAGGCAGGAGGAGCUCUGCAGCAGCCCGUGCAUUGCUGCCAUGGGCACUCUUCUGCUCAGAGCAGGGGGACAAGACCUGCACCGAGAGCACUGGUAUACUUCUUGGGGGAAAACUGGUAAAAGAGAUACACAAAACCACUGAGCCUUUGGCAUUCUGUAGGGAAGUAGCUGCUCACAAUUUGCAAUUAGUCAGCCCACAUCCCAGGACCACACUCCGGCCCAGGCACUCCCUGCUCUGCUCCCCCAUUCCCCUCACAACAGACCCCUCAUCCCGGGCACAAGGAAUUCGCUCCAUGAUACAAAGGUCAGGUGGGAGCGAAGGUCAGCUCCAUCCUGAGGAGCCCACAGAGCAAACAGCGAGGGCCCGUUAUCACUGGCACAACAACAACUUAUCCGCCCGCUGGGAGAUGCUGGGGAGGGCUCAGUGCAGCCCUGGGGGUUAAGGUCAGGCCGGAUGGCCACAGUCCGGCUGGCGCAGGGCACGUGCAGCGGUCAGGUGAUGGGCACUCACGUCAUCCCCCAGGCACGCCGCUGAACCUCCACGUUGUAUUUACAUGGAGUGAGGUCCAAAAAACCUACCCAGGUGGAUGCGCUUAUCGCCGAGCUCUUCUGCUGCCCGCAGAUGGGUAUAUAAAGUGAACCCGUGCCUGGCCGCAGCAAGAGGUGACAGCAGCCAGGUGCAGGGCAGAGGUGCAGCCUCGCUGUGCUCCCUGCGCUGGGGGCACCCGGCCUCUGGCAGAACGCGUCCGACCUCGCUGGGCAGCCCCACUCGGGAGCAGCGCUACUCCUGGCCCCAGAAGUGAGGUAAAAUCGGGGAGCGAAAUGCAGGGACGGAUGGCUCGUGGGACAGAGAGCUGCACUGCAGCACGAACUAACGCUCCCCUUCUCUCUUCCUCCUGCAGCAGAUCAUGUCGCUGAAGGCUGCGCUUCUGCUCACCCUCCUGGCCACUCUGCCAGUGUCACCAGCCGAGCUGGCACGCAGUGGCUUCUGGGAGUACCUCAGCCAGCUGACCAGUGACAAGGACAGCCUGGAGCAGGCGCAGGGCAGCAAGCUGGGCAGGGAGUUCACAAACCUGAAGGAAAGCUUCCAGGAUGGGGUCAGCACCGUGGGGAACUUCCUUGAGAAGCUGGCGCCUCUCAACAGAGGCAUCCAGCCACGGCUCUACCACGACUCUGACAGCCUGCGGAAGCUCAUCAGGAAGGAGCUGGAGAGCCUGAGAGUGAAACUGUCCCCUUAUGUGGACGAUGUGCACCACAGAGUCGGCAAGCACCUGGAAGACCUCCGCUACCAGCUGCAGCCCUUCACCGAGGAGCUGCUGGACCAGGUGUCCCUGCGCGCGCGGGAGCUGCAGCGGCACUUGACGCCCAGCCGCGACGUGGCGGCUCAGCUGCUGGACGGCGUGGACGAAGUGCAGCGCUUCAUGGCUCACUACGCCGACAAGAUCGCCUUCCACACGGACCAGGUGAAGGACAUCUUCCAGCCGUACGCCGACAGGCUGGUGAGCGAGAUCCAGCGCUCAGUGGAGGAGCUGCACAGGAACGUGGUCCCGCACAGCCCCGCCAGCCCGGAGCAGCUCAACCAGCACAUCCGAGAGCUGUCCGCCAAGCUGACGCAGAACGCGCGGGACCUGCACCGCAACAUCCAGCGCAACCUGGAGCAGCUGAAGGCCAAGCUGAGCCUUCGCCCCAGCGGCCCCGGGGAGCGCUACGCCGAGGAGAUGGCCCGUGAGGUGCAGCGGCGCAUCGAGGAGUUCCGCAGGGACACCUAUCUCCAGAUCCAGGACUUCACGCGGGCCGUGCACCAGGAGACGGAGGACAUGAGGCUGAAGCUGUCCUCCCGGCCCCAUCACUCGGAGGAGGCCGCGGGCAGCCCGGCCCCGCUGGAGGACCUGCGGGCCAGCCUGGACGCGCUGUGGCGGGAUCUGUCGCGCAGCCUGAGCGAGCGCGGCGGGGACGCGCCCUGACGGCCGGGCACGGGGUGGGGGGAG
Molecule: messenger RNA, 2274 nt
Organism: Numida meleagris (helmeted guineafowl)
Lineage: Eukaryota; Metazoa; Chordata; Aves; Galliformes; Numididae
Gene: APOA5
Product: apolipoprotein A5
Exons: 3
Coding region: 1195-2250 (351 amino acids)
Biological process (GO): cholesterol efflux; triglyceride homeostasis; phospholipid efflux
Cellular component (GO): extracellular region; blood microparticle; chylomicron
Molecular function (GO): phospholipid binding; phosphatidylcholine-sterol O-acyltransferase activator activity; cholesterol binding
Source: RefSeq, a predicted model, not a curated record